Messenger RNA from Biomphalaria glabrata, 2877 nucleotides. RefSeq lists its product as uncharacterized. The record is from RefSeq and is a predicted model, not a curated record. Gene Ontology annotation, biological process: regulation of mitochondrial mRNA stability. The transcript has 11 exons. Bases 292 to 2682 code for a protein of 796 amino acids. Lineage: Eukaryota; Metazoa; Mollusca; Gastropoda; Planorbidae.
UAAUUAUGAGGUCGCUGGUCUGACAAUAGUGUCAAUAGGCAGAAAGGUUAUUAUGAGAAAAUAAAUAGAGUCUAGAUCUAUAUAAAUCUAGAUUUAACGAUUCUCCGGACGAAUGAACUUAAACUUAAGAGUACUCACUCAGUGACAGUCGUCUCAGUAAACUCAGUGAGUUACUUACUGACUGAGUCACUGAGUAAUGACUACUUCUCAACUACAACUACAAGUUACAAGUACAACUACUAGAUUUAAAAUUUAACUAGAUUUAACUAGAUCUACAUUCAUAUUAGGAGGAUGUCUUCCUUAAAUCCACAUAGAUUACUUUGCAAACCAAAAGAAACUUUAAAGGCUAUUAGUUCAUUAAAUGCUUUGUGCUGCCAGACUCUAACUAACUCUGACUAUAAUCAUCAGUAUAAAACUCAACCAUUGCUACUUAAAGGACAUGUUUCCCAUAGAAAAGAAUACAGAUGUUAUAGUACAGACAGCAGUUCCUUUAAGGUACUCACUGAGUCUACCAUGUUGGUGCAAGAUGGUAUUAACAUUGAAGAGCUGCCUAUAUUAAUUCGAAGAGCCACUCGCAACUCUUUCCCUUUCACAUCACACUCUUACACUGGCGAGAAAGUCUGCCAAGAAACUGAGUUUGACAACACUUUUCGUUAUGUUUUGCAGAGUUGUACCUCUGUCAAUGAUAUAUUCAGACUUUUAGAAGUGCCAUCUGAUAAAGUGAGGGGGUACUCAGCAGCAUUUGCCCUGCAGAGGCUUCACAUUCUAAAGCAUCUAAAUACAGACUGGAAUCAAAUUCAUUCUUUCAUACGUUCAGCUGUCAUGCGUGAACUGUACGAUACUGUUGAGCAAGACAUUGGACUUCUUGCUAACACAGCACUUAUAUCCCUUGUUGAUUGUUACAUAGCAGCAGAAGGCUUUAGUCCCUCUUGUCUUAAUGCUGUCAACACAGAAGUGCAGAUUCGACUUGGGGAAGGUCAGUUCUCCAUUGAAGAGCUUCUUACUCUGGCCUGCAUUUUAAAAUCUGGUACUGAAAAGAUAUCUAAAGAUUAUCUACCAACUGUUAGGUCCAAGCUGCCACCAAUGAGCAUAGUUUCAGAAAAUGCUUCCAGGUUUUUAAGCAAUGAUGACCAAGAUACACUCAGGCAAGAACACUUUGACAAAUAUUGUGCUAGAACAGGGCCAGAAGCACGUGAAGAGAUCAAAGCUAAGUGUGAAGAACUUUCCAAUAAUGUUUGGGUGCAUUUAUUCUCCAGGUACAAAGAACUCAAUGAAGAAACAUUUCCAUCAACUCUUCAGGCACUUCCAUUUAGCUACAGAAGCAUGGUGACUUUUCUGGAGAAACCUUUGAAUCACUUUUGGGUCAAGUUGACACCUGACAGUGUAGCCAUCAGCCUCAAAAACCUUUUACGUUUGAGAACCAACAACUCAUCAAUAAUGAUCAAUCUUAGUCGCUGGGCAUAUGUACAUAUCCAUAAGAUGACACCUCCCUUAAUGUUGUCAUUUCUUAACACCUUUCUUCAGUUUAACUUUGUGGAUGAGAAUUUAUUCAAAGUUAUAGAAAGAUGUCUUCAAUUAAAAGGAUUGCAGGUUCAGACCAGUGUCAUUGCCAUGUGCGUUGAGUAUAGUCGAUAUUGUCGAUAUCUUUCCCCCCUUAUCAUGGAUGCUGCAGCCAACCACUUUACCCAUUAUGGAUACUCCUAUGAACCACUUCAACUUUAUGCAGUAUUGAGAGCAUUUGGACAGUUGAAUUACCUCCCUUCUCAACCAGAAGCCUUUUUAAAAAUGGUGGAGAGUUGUCUGUGGGACAGAUUUGAUCACCUGAAUGAGGCGCAUCUGCUGGAGAUUCUAGCCUCCUUCACCUUUAUCAACAUUUUACCCAAAAACUUCUCACAGCGUGUGGCAAGCGAUUACUACUUUGCUAAGGUUUCUAAGUUGAAGUCUCCAGACAAAACCAUAGCCAGCACCUGGUUAAAAGUGAUGAAGCAUGCCAUUGUGAUGGAGAUGAGCAAUGACCCUCAGAAAUGUUUAACUUGGCUGUUGAAUAGAAACAGUAGAGGGACUUAUUUCAUGUACCAUGACAGUUAUAAAAAUGCAGCGAAAAGUGUCAAGUUUGCUUUAAACCAAAUGUUUGGUCCAAAGUUUCAUCAUUCAUUACCAUUUUAUGGAUGUCAUACCAUUAACCUAGACAACAGAGGUGCACCUGUGGAAUUUAUUUACUCUCAGGCAGAUGGUCUUCAAAACAGUGAAAAGAUUGUUAAAAAGCUUGCCUUACUUCUGAGAAGUGCUGAUCAUUUCAUCACCAACACAAAACAACUGCUGGGGGUCCAAGUACAGAGAGUAGCUCACUUAAAGAAGUUAGGUUACAUCCCUUUAGAGAUAAGAGUAAGUGAUAUUUUGUUUGCUGAGAGGAUCUCUGAGGUCAUGCUUGUUGAUGUGGUCAGACAGCAUCUCCAGCCACAUGUGAACUUUGACCAAUUGCCUGAAGUAUGUGGGAAUCCACUGGGGCAGGUUGAGCCUUUCCACCUGGAGCAGAGCCUGAGUGACUGGCUGGGUUAUGACGACCUGCUCAAUCAGGGCACAGAUGAUGUGGAUGACUUUGACCUCAUCAAGGCACUCUUGAAAAGCAAAUCAAUGUCAGAUCAGAUGAAACCAGACCCUGAUGAUCCUCAGUCUACUUGACCAGUUAAAAAGUUUUUAAAAAGUAUUUAGGAAUGAACUGGAAUACAUCUGAGUUACUAAAUUAACUUGAAGACCAUUUGUAAUAAAAUGGUGAAAAGUUGAACAAUUUUUUUUUCUACUAAGUAAAAACUGGAGUCCAUAGUAAAUUGAACAGUAGUACAGAAAAAUUUGAGAAAUACAAUAUUCUUCAUGAUU